Fusarium keratoplasticum is the source of this 927-nucleotide messenger RNA. RefSeq names its product NmrA domain-containing protein. The transcript has a single exon. The record is from RefSeq and is a predicted model, not a curated record. The coding region runs from base 1 to 927 and encodes 308 amino acids. Lineage: Eukaryota; Fungi; Ascomycota; Sordariomycetes; Hypocreales; Nectriaceae.
AUGACUACCUACCUCAUCACACAAGCAACCGGCCAGCAAAGCCAGUGGGUCAUCAGGCACCUCCUCGAAGCUGGCGCCAAGAUCCAUGCCGUCGUCCGCGAUCUGCAAAAGGUCCCAUCAGUCUUGAAAGAGCCAGGUAUUACUCUCUUCCAAGGAGAGAGCAAGAACUUGGACGAUGUACUGGCAGCAGCCCAAGGUUGCCAGGGAGCUUUCCUCAAUACCGUCCCCUUUCCCGGCUUGGAGGCUCUCCAAGCCAAAACCAUCGUCCAGGCCUGCGAAAAGGCCGGAGUUGAGAACAUUGUUGCAGCAACCACCUUUUGCACGGGAAACAAAGACAUGUGGGACAACGAUGAAACCAAGGAAAUUCAACUGGAUGGGUACUUUUCGUCCAAAGCAGAGGUCGAGGACAUUGUACGCUCCGGCAAAUUCAAGGCCUAUACCAUCCUUCGACCUGCAGUUCUUCAUCACGACUUUUUCAUGCCAGGUGCUCUGGGAAACUUUCCUCGGCUCCCGACUCACGGAGAGUUGGAUGACCUUCUCGUCCAGGGCGCGAGGGUGCCUUACACGGAUGCGUACGACCUCGGGAAAUACGCAGCGGCAGCUCUGCAAGAUCCUGCUAGAUUUGCGGGACACGAGAUUGACCUUGGCAAUGAGCUCCUUACAUUCGAAGAAGUAAGGGAUGUCCUUGUAAACGUCAGUGGCAGAGAGGUCCGUGUGGUCAAACGUACCCCAGAGGAGUUGGAGAAGCUGGGUGCCAGCGUCUUUGGACAGAAAUUCCAGCUUUUCUCAAACAUCAAGGAUCUGACAUGGACGCCCGCCCAUGCUAAGAAGGUCCAAGAAGAGUACGGCAUUCCCUUUACGCCGCUUCAAGCAUCAGUGCAGAGGGAUAAGGUUCGUUUGUUGGAAUGUUUGCCAGCCAAGCAGUAA